Molecule: messenger RNA, 6459 nt
Organism: Bombyx mori (domestic silkworm)
Lineage: Eukaryota; Metazoa; Arthropoda; Insecta; Lepidoptera; Bombycidae
Gene: Pvr
Product: vascular endothelial growth factor receptor 1
Exons: 23
Coding region: 372-4088 (1238 amino acids)
Biological process (GO): cell surface receptor protein tyrosine kinase signaling pathway; multicellular organism development; positive regulation of kinase activity
Cellular component (GO): signaling receptor complex; plasma membrane
Molecular function (GO): ATP binding; transmembrane receptor protein tyrosine kinase activity
Source: RefSeq, a predicted model, not a curated record
AGCAUUUGACAUUCCGUCGGAGUCGGUGUUGUGAAACGGUCGUGUCGCCCACGGUUUUCGAACUAAGGCAUUUCGUUAUCAUAAAAAUUCAGCACAACUUUAUAUUUUUAUCACUUGUGGUGUUUAAAACAACUUCUUUAUUAUAAGGUGUUUGCGGUAAUGGCCAGUGUCAUUCUACUGAAAAAUCAGUUAAAAUGAAUUCUGUGUGGUUUUAUCACGUUAAUUAAAUAGUGUUGUAUGCUAAUAGUGAUCAAGAACUUAUAUCGUGGAAUGUGAAUUCAGCGAAUCUGAGGAGUUUGGCUCAGGCUUAAAAUAGAACUUUGUUAACAUCAAACGCUAUGAAAUAGAGUAGCCGAAUAAUAGGAAAAUGUAUGCAUGCUGUAGGAAUUAAAGUUACGAAGAUGACGAGUUUCAAUGUUUUGCUGUUUAUAUGUGUGACUGGGUUAAUCUCGGUUACGACAACAAACGCAGAUAACUGCACAGAUUUUCACCCCAAUGGCCCAAAAAUAACUCCAUGUAGGAGUGAAUUUAUAUUGCACAAGGGACAAAAUUUUUCACUCACAUGCAGAGGAAAAAACCCGCUUGAAUUCAAACAACAAGAAACACCGGAAGAAUUACCUAAAAACAAACCAAUAAAAACGAUGAGACAGACAUCCGAUUCCGAGUACCCUUUUGAGACAAUUAUAAACAUAUAUAACGUCGACGAAUACGCUAUAGGCUAUUAUGCAUGUUUUGAUGAUGUAAAAACAAACUUUACCUUAAAUAAUCUCAUAGAAGAGCCGAGAAACACAGAGAACGCUUCUUUUAUUUACAUUUACGUUGAGGGAUCAGAUAGUCUGAUUGCACCGAUGAGAGAAAUUGUUGUACCAAGAGACUGUUCUAAGAUUGUAAUAGAAUGUAGACCGACAACACCAGACGUCAAUGUCACGCUUUCAUCGGAAAUUCCAGACUAUUACUACCCGUCAUUUCGAUACAGUCCAAAAAUUGGUUUUGUACCUGAGAACUCUAUGCCCUCAGAUGAUCAAAUCAUUAGCUUUGUACUAUGCGAAUUUGUAAGAGGAGAAACACGGAUUGAGAAAUAUAUUUAUGUUUCAAAACAUAUUAAAAAACCUCCAAAACCAAAGGUUGCAGGUGGACAUAAACAAUUUUUAGAAGGUGAAACAUUUACAAUACACUGCCGUGUACCAAAUGAUGGAUUAAUUAAUUUCAAAUGGAAGUAUCCUCCUGAAGUUACCAAUGACUCAGUGGAAGUAUCUGUGGUCAAGACUGAAGCUACGACUACUGGUUCAAUAGUUUAUCAGAAUAUUACUAUCCGAAAUGCUACCAAGAAACACAAUGGAGUAUACACCUGCCUUUUAACGAAUACUUGUGGAGAGGAGAAAGAUGAGUUCAGGAAAAUAUUUUUAGAAAAACCUUUUUUAUCGCUGAGAGAUCUAGCGAAAGGUAAACUUAUGGGAAAUGCAAAUAAAUCCAUUAAUAUUGUCAUUGAGAUUGAAGCGUAUCCCCCAGUUGAAAGGACACAUUUCUUAAAAAACGAUAAAUAUUUACCAUCAAAUGAUUUGAAAUACAACGUAACCACAUUAGCUAAUGGAGAUCCUAAACUUCGUAUUAACGAUUUGAAACUGACCGACAUUGCCAACUAUACUUUAGUAGCGGAGAAUAAAUACUUGACGAAGAAUUAUACCGUGGAUCUUAGAGUUUUCACAAAACCUGAAGCUAAACUGUUAAAUAAUAGGAUCAUUAAACGUCUUGAGAAUUCAGAGAUGAACUUUGCGUGCAAAGUUACAGGUUAUCCUUUACCAGACGUAACCUGGAUUUUUUCUAAUGACGAGGAGCAUGAACUGUCAUCCACGAAAUCAGAGCAAGAGUCUUUGUAUGCGAAAACGGAUUAUCUCAAAAUAUCAGUGCAAGCUUCUGGUGUCAUAACUUGUAAUGCACACAACUCCAAGGGGGAAUAUUUUGACAGCAGCACACUUUUAGUUUAUGAAAUAAACAAUGGAUUUGGUAUAUUACAGCCAUUAGAAAAUUGGUAUUCAGAAAAAGACAGUGCCAGAAAGAAAUGCUUGGCUUCGGUUUACGAUUAUGAUAAUGUUUCUUGGUUGGGAAGCGACGGUAAUAUAUUGGAUGACAUAGUUGAAUAUUCAAACAGCACAUUUUCGCAUAUAGCUACGUUAACAUUAGAUCCGAUUUCAAUGGAGCACACAGGCACUUACAUAUGUCGAGGUUUAAGGAAGAACUCCACAGAGGCAGACUUUCAAAAUAUAACAAUAACCGUUGCGGAGUUGUUGGCGCCAAUAAUCAGAGAACCGGAUUCCAAUAAAGAUGAAGAAGCAAUGGAGGGUCGUUCAAUACAAUUGCAUUGUGAAGCUGAAGGUGUUCCUCGACCAACAAUCUAUUGGUAUAAGGAUGACGAACUCAUUUCUAAUAAUUCUGGAUACAAAUUAUUUGUUGACAUAGUAAACCACACGAUUGUAAAUUCGACAUUUGAAAUUGAAAAUAUGCAGGAAAAAGACAACGGAAUAUAUGAAUGUGUGGCUUUGAAUAAUGCUAGUGAAUUAAGAAGAGCUUACACACUCGUACUUAAAGCCGAGAAAUCCUACACACCCUAUGUUAUUGUCACCGCGGUGAUUAUUUUAGUACUCCUCGGUAUGGUGGCGUAUCUAUUUACGUGGAAAUUGAAAAAACAAAGGGAAUUGACUAAAGCGGGUCUUUUAAAUUUCAAAAGUGGUAAUAAGAAAUCAUUCAAUCCCAAUUUGGGAAUUGAUGAACAAGCAGAUCUAUUACCUUACGAUGAAAAAUUCGAGUUUCCCCGCGAAAAAUUAACAUUUGGGAAGCAAUUAGGUGCUGGUGCAUUCGGCGUAGUCUAUAAAGCCGAAGCUCGUGGUAUAAUCAAUGCUGAAGUAACAACUCCAGUCGCCGUGAAGAUGGUGAAAAGAACUGCAGAUAACAUGUAUAUCAAAGCCUUAGCAUCGGAACUCAAAAUAAUGGUGCAUCUCGGAAAACACGUCAACAUCGUGAAUUUACUGGGAGCCUGUACGAAACAUAUUGCAAAGCGCGAGUUGAUAGUUAUAGUAGAAUAUUGCAAAUACGGAAACAUUCACAACUACAUGCAGAAGCACAGAGAAGUGUUUAUAGAUCAGCUAACUGACAACGCAGAAAAGAAUCUCGGGAAAAUCAAUAAAGGAUUCCUCAACAGCGUCGGUACCACGGGAACACAUUCGGAUUACUUCAGCUCCGGCAACACAAAAGAUACUGAUCAUUCGUUGCUAUAUUCCGGGAAUUCAAAGAGAUCUGGUAGGAAAGUUUCGGAAGGGUACAUCCAGCAGGAGUGGCAAACUAAAUAUGAAGGCGACUACAUCUAUGAGUGUCACCAGCCACGGCCGCUUACAUCAGGUCACCUGCUUGGCUGGGCUUUCCAAAUAGCACGAGGAAUGGAAUAUCUUGCUAACAGAAAGGUUCUUCAUGGAGAUUUGGCGGCAAGAAAUGUUUUGUUAGCCGAUGAUAACGUAGUCAAGAUAUGUGACUUCGGACUCGCAAGAAGUAUGUACAAUAACGAAGAAUAUCAAAAGAAGGAAAACAGCCCUCUACCGGUGAAAUGGUUAGCCAUCGAAUGUAUGGUUGACAGGAUAUUUUCGACCCAAUCCGAUGUUUGGUCCUACGGAAUCGUGCUUUGGGAGAUGUUUUCUUUAGCAAAGACUCCGUACCCUAACAUAAGUCCCACUGACUUACUGCGUUGGCUCUCUGAUGGUAAUCGAUUGGAGAAACCACCAUUUGCGGAUGAUCGUCUCUACAAUGUCAUGCUGCGAUGUUGGCAUCAGAAGCCCACCGCGCGACCUUCGUUCACAGAGCUGCAGGAAAUAUUAGGAAACUUCCUUGAAGACAACGAACGCAAUCGCUACGUUGAUCUGAACGCACCGUACAAUGAAAUGAACGCCGAACUCAUGACGGGGGAAGACUAUCUCGCGAUGGUUUGUGCACCGGAUUACAACAAUAUCGUAACACCGAGCCCCAACUACGUCAAUAUGGCAAAGAGUUUCUUCCCGGCUACACCCACUCCUAAAGAUGAAACGGCUAAUACGACACUGUAACUCAACAACUAUACGGUAAAAGCAUGCAAGUUUGCAAGUUUGCCAGUUGAUAUUGUUGUAAAAGUAGUUGUUACUAACAGAAAUAACUGAUUACAUAUAUAGGAAUGCACACAUUUUCUCAGUGUUACGUAAAACAGAAAACCUGUGAACUAUGUUUCCACUAAAUAACACUAUUUGACAUUAUUUCGGUCUGUCCUUUCCAAAAUUUGUAUUUUGUGUGUUUGCCUAAAAAUAAUAAUAUAUUGUAAUGAUGCUAAAUUAUAAUUACAAUUAAUUUAUUUCAGAUCAAGAAGGCUAUUUACCAAUGAGCCCUACAUCGGAUCAAACGAAGUACAUGGCUCACGGAACUAAGUUUGACUUCGAUUCUAGAAAGCUCAAUCCUAGAGUAUCGGAAGCUAGUAACGUUGGUUCAGUAAUAACCCCCCUGUUAGAUUUAAACAACCUUCCAGCGAGAAGCGGAUCAGAAUCUGAUCAUGAAAACAAUGCCUCGACGUACCUUGACAAAUGUAUUGACGACAAAAAAUCUGACGAAGUGUUUGAAAUGAAACAAACAAACACGAAAAAUCCACAGGACAAUAGUGCAGUGACGAAUCCUACCUAUUAUACAUUCGACGUUGAAAACGAGAAGAAGCCAAAAGAAAUAGCUAACCCUUAUGUUAAUUUUGCCAACGGCUCGACUGUUCACUUAAAAUAGACGCAUUGCUUUCCUAAUCUGUUACACUUAAGUUCGUUUGGAUCUCCAUGCUUAAAUUUUUCUGUUCGUCUCUAUUUAACUCCAACUAUUCUAUUGAUUAAGUAAUUGAUGCUUUUUUGUGUGUAUUGUGUAUGUAUGCAUGGAUGUGUGUGCGUGUGUUAGUCUUAAGAAAGUAGACCUCGGUUCAUAUGACGGUGUACUGUAUUAUUUAUGGCAGUAGGUAAUAUGUAUUUAUUUUAUAGAAAUAGUGGCAUUUAAACUGUGUAUAAAACAAUACUUUUGUAAAAUUGUACACAGAUAAAUAUGUAUUUGAUUGCCAAAAUUAUUUUACUGCAUAAACGCACAGUAGGUAUAGGAUCGUUUGAAUUCACUUGCUUACACACUUGUGGCUCGUAUAGACUACUGAACCACAGCGUCACCUGUCGUCGUGACUGUAAUCUGUGUCGACGCGACGUUUCCAUAUCGUUGACACGCCGCAACUGCGUCGCUACUGUGUUGUAUCCAUUGCUGGUCGACCGUUUACAGUUUGCUAUAUAGUAUAACUAAUCUUAAGCGAAUGUCUUAAUUCAUUCGUAGAUAAUUAUGCAACUAUCACUCAAAUUAUCGUAUAUAUUAAAAUCAUCGCCGUAUAUCGGUGAAAUAUGCUUAAUGAAGUCUUUAUUCUAAAAGAGUGUCAUUGAAGUUUUAUUUUCACUUUAUCAACUUCGGAACAGGCGAAUGGUGUGCAAAGACGGAGUUCUUUAUUAAUCGAAUUUGACAAAAAUUAUGUCAAUGUGACAGGAGUCGCUAGCAAUCUACGUAUUGUCGAAUAGAUGUCGUGAAAUAGAGAUUCAAGUAAUGAAACCAGCAUACGCUGGUAGGCAGUGCGACAUCGACAUGUAGAUAGUAUCAUCUACUGAUCUACUCUAUUUAGCCAGUGUGCUGUCGCAGAAUACUGUGUGCUUAUUGCGAGUUUUUUAACGUUCUCGAUAGCGUAAGAGUUAAUCCAAUUUUUUUUGCAGUUGGAACAGCGCCCCUAACGGCAAACGUAGGCAAACGAUCCCAUUCCAUACAAAUAUGAGCUAACUUUUACGCUAUCGAGAACGUUCAAAAACUCGCACUAAGCACACUGUUUCAGUGAUAUGAAUACGCUAUUUAUUUAUUCACGAUUCUCUGCUCUUCAGCUAAAUGUUGUAUGUUGUUAUGUGUUUGAUUGUUGUUUUAGAGUUUUACGCAAAUGAAAAUGUAUUUAAUUUUAUUGACCCCACCAUUGUAUUGUUUUUUGUUUUCUGUUCACAAUCAUUCCUAGUUUGGUGCGAUGAUUGUAGAAAGAAAAAACAGUGAUUGCCAUAAGAAUUUUUACUCACCUCUCAACGACUUGAUAUUUGAGAAGUAUUUUCUUUUUUAACUUACCAUGAGAAAAAAUGAGAAAAGUAAAAUCAUUAUAUUUUUAUACUCAUUUACGAAGUUGUCGUAAUUAAGUGCAAAUCUCUAAAUUUUAUCAAAAUCAAGUCAAUUUAUUAGUCUAGUCUGGCCGAGAGAAGAGAUACAUAUAAAAUUCCAAAUGUACUAAAGUUUCUAUAGUAUAUAUUAUUAUAAGAUUUUGUUAAGUUUUGUUGUAUUCAACCAAAUGUCUUUAUGUUGUAUGGAAUAAGAAUAUCUAGGUUUUAAAAAUAAUAAAUAAAUGUGAUAUUAAAA